This is a messenger RNA of Anthonomus grandis grandis, 636 nucleotides long. Its product is annotated as LYR motif-containing protein 2. Gene Ontology annotation, cellular component: mitochondrion. The record is from RefSeq and is a predicted model, not a curated record. The coding region runs from base 179 to 436 and encodes 85 amino acids. The transcript has 2 exons. NCBI's taxonomy places the organism in Eukaryota, Metazoa, Arthropoda, Insecta, Coleoptera, Curculionidae.
AAUUAAAUUUUAGGUUAUGAGUAAUGUUUACUUUCUAUAUUUUUUAAAUUCAUUUGUAAAUCUUUUGAUUUUUCGUUAUACCCUCAUUGGUGGGCCUUAAAUUGAAUAUUUGUUACUUUUAGGAUGAUAAUUUCGAGCUAAAAGACGAAAUAAAAAUUGACUAAAACCAACUUGGAACAUGGCCAACAAUACCAAACCAAUUUUGACCUUAAACCAGUUCAUAUUGAAACAAGAGGUAAAGAAUUUAUACAGGCAGUUCUUCAGAACCAUUAAAGAAGUGCCUGACAAGAAUUAUCAGAAUGAGAUCAAGGAGUGGACCCGAGCAGAGUUCAGACAGAAUUCCAACCAUACUGAUGAACUUGUGAUCAAAAUGUACUUAGAGUAUGGUAAAAAAAGCUUAAAACAGUUACAAAACAGUGUGUGUUUAGCAAAAUAAGGUAGAUUUAGUAGAUGUUUGUCAAGAAUAUAAAAAUGUUUUUUUGUUUGUUGAAGAGCAACCUCCGAGUCACUUGUAAACCUAUUUCAACAGGAAAAUGACUGAUUUUAUCAUACCAAUAUAAAGGGAGAAAAAAUCUGAACAACUUCAAUGGAUAAAAGCAUUAUUAUUUAAUAAUAAAUUAUAUUUAGUUUUACAAA